AUGGCUGUACGUGUGCUCCGCUGUAGGGCGUUGCUCCAUUUGUAUAGUGUGAAGCAUCAGUUGUCACAGAAAAUCAAAAUUCAAGAAUGUUUUAAAUUGCAAUAUAGUAUUUAUAAUUUAUUACCAGAGCCUAGGUGCGGUAUCCGUUCACUGCACGAGAAAGUUUAUGAUAAGGACGCCGGUAUGGAAGAACAACGACUAGCUAAUUUGGAAGAACACAAUGCAGCAAGGCAAAAGCCAAUACAUUCUAUGAAUGCAUUCAGCGAAAGAGGCAUAAAAAAAACGUUUGAUAAUCAAAAUGACAGUGCUGAUAUUUUUGGAAACAAUGUAUUAUCUGGGGCGGCAGAAGAUGCUGGCGAUUUGGAGGAAGAGGAGUUUACACAGAAUCCCGUAAAAAAGUCAUUGCGAACGAUAGAUUAUGCGCGCCUUAUUAAAUCUCAUCUGAACGAAAAACGAAUCAAAGACGCCAUUGCGGUUCUUGAAGUACAAAUGAAAAAAGAUCGAGCCAAACCAGAUGCAUAUAUAUAUAAUCUACUAAUAAGCGGUUGUGCAAAAGCAGGUUAUACACGCAAAGCGUUUAACUUAUUUACCAAAAUGCGUCAAAGAGGUUUAAAGGUGAAAGGCGGGACAUAUACGUCGCUUUUUAAUGCAUGCGCUAAUGCACCAUCCACUGUCUACGGUAUUGAACAGGCAAAUAGACUGCGAGAAAUAAUGAUUGAAAAGAGCUAUGAACCCAAUGCCAAAAAUUAUAACGCUAUGAUUAAAGCUUUUGGUCGAUGUGGUGAUGUGAAGACUGCUUAUUUGCUUGCUGAUGAACUUAUGGAAAAACGUUUGCCAUUAAAUGUUGAUACCUUUAAUUUUUUAAUGCAGGCUUGUGCAAGCGAUUUUGAGUUUGGAUUUAGGCAUUGUCUUUUAACCUGGCACAAAAUGUUCCAGCAUGGACUCCGACCCGAUUAUUACACUUUCAACACAGUUUUACGCUGUGUAAGAGACUGUGGAUUUGGCGACUUACACACCAUGGAGAAAGUACUUGAGCAAAUAUUCGCUGAACGCCAGGAAUUACUAACAAAUGAUUUGACCGCAGACGAGACAAUCCCGUUAUUGAAAGAGUCUUCCACUUCAAAAUUACUUGAAUCAGAACAAAAUUCUCGACUUAUAGAAAUUAAAAAUGACGCUUCGCAAUUUGAAAUGCCAAAUUUGUUGACACCGCAACCAAAUUUAGGUAGCCUGGUAUCUUUAGCUGAAGUAAGCAAGCCACAUGAACGUUUAUUGUUACUCGGUGGCUUGUCCGGCUUUAUGCAACUCAUGAAAGCUUAUGAUGUCACGCCCAAUAUUGAAACUCUGACAACAUUGUUAGAGGUUAUACCACCAACUUAUGCUGCUGAAAAACAGUUGCUUUCAUUUGUCCGAAAAAUUGGUUUGAAGGCGGACAUUGAUUUCUUCAAUAUUCUAAUAAACAAACGGUCCAUGCGUUUCGACUAUGAAGGAGCGAAAGAAGUUAUGUCGAUGAUACGAACUGCUGGCUUAGAGCCUGAUAUUGUUACCUAUGGUGUACUAGCGCUAGGUUGUCAAACGGAAAUCGAAUCAAGAGAAUUGUUACAAAAAAUGAAGGAAAAUGGAAUACGAAUGAACAUCCAAAUUUUGGGAGCAAUGUUGCGACAAGGUGCCGAAAACAGAAAUUUCCCAUAUAUUAUAGAAAUUUUACAAAUUAGUUUAGAUGAACAAAUCAAGCCAAAUGACUUUUUCCUGAAGCAUUUACAUAAUUUUUAUGAAAGAUGUGCACGGUCAAUUGAUGCAAGGCAUCUAUCAACAAAAUCAAAAUCAUUUAAAAAUGGUCAUGCAAAGUUUUGUGCGAAAUUGCGUGUCUACUAUGAGGAACAAGGAAUCGCUGGAUUAAAGCUCGAGGAUGCAAUUAAAAAAAUUCGUGACCAUCCAUAUACCCAAUUUAAGGAGGAGGAUGUCGAUGGUGUUGAACCAUUGAAAAAUUACGAAAUUUCCAAAAAGCAAAAGGUUCGAAAGUAUAUCAAAAAAAUCAAAAUAGAGAACUUACGAAGUGAUCCCGAUAAUACCAUUAAUGAUGAAAAAAGAACACAAAGACAGUUAGAGUAAAUCACGCAUUUGUUAUAUUAUUUUUAUUUAUGUAUACAAUAGCUAAUCUAAGCUCCAGUUGUAACUAAUUGUUUGAGUUGUAAAUAAAAAGUACCCUUCGAUUUUUUGUUAAUAAAAUAUUAUCAACCAAUCAUGGUACGUUUCCGACCGCGCGCUCGAACUUCUUC
Ceratitis capitata (Mediterranean fruit fly) is the source of this 2276-nucleotide messenger RNA. RefSeq names its product pentatricopeptide repeat-containing protein 1, mitochondrial. The transcript is spliced from 4 exons. Gene Ontology annotation, molecular function: protein binding. NCBI's taxonomy places the organism in Eukaryota, Metazoa, Arthropoda, Insecta, Diptera, Tephritidae. The record is from RefSeq and is a predicted model, not a curated record. The coding region runs from base 1 to 2109 and encodes 702 amino acids.